Molecule: messenger RNA, 1257 nt
Organism: Nycticebus coucang (slow loris)
Lineage: Eukaryota; Metazoa; Chordata; Mammalia; Primates; Lorisidae
Gene: CBLIF
Product: cobalamin binding intrinsic factor
Exons: 9
Coding region: 1-1257 (418 amino acids)
Biological process (GO): cobalamin transport
Molecular function (GO): cobalamin binding
Source: RefSeq, a predicted model, not a curated record
AUGGCCUGGUUUGUCCUCCACCUCCUGAGCCUUCUCUGGGCUAUGGCUGGGACAAGUCCCCAGACCCAGAGGAACUCUUGUUCUGUCUCUGCAGCGCAGAAGCCCAUGGUGGAUGGCAUACAAGUGCUCAUGGAGAACUCAGUGACCUCAUCCUCCUACCCAAACCCCAGUGUCCUGAUUGCCAUGAACCUGGCUGGAGCCUACGACGUGGAGGCCCAGAAGCUCCUCACUUACGAGCUCAUGGCCAGCGACAUGGCUGACCUAACCAUUGGUCAACUCGCCCUCACCAUUAUGGCCCUCACCUCCUCCUGCCGAGAUCCUGGGAAUAGAGUAUCAAUUCUACUAAAACAAAUGGAGAACUGGGCACCUUCAAGCCCUAAUGCUGAAGCAUCAGCCUUCUACGGGCCUGGUCUGGCCAUCUUGGCACUGUGCCAGAAGAACUCCGAGGCCACCUUACCAAUAGCAGUUCGCUUUGCCAAGACCCUGCGAGCCAAUUCCUCUCCCUUCAACGUGGACACAGGAGCAGUGGCAACUUUGGCUCUGACCUGUAUGUACAACAAGCUCCCCAUAGGAUCAGAGGAAGCUUACAGAACCCUGUUUGGUCAGGUACUAAAGGAUAUCGUGGAGAAUCUCAGCAUAAGGAUCAAAACCAACGGCAUCAUCGGAGACAUCUACAGCACCGGCCUCGCCAUGCAGGCGCUCUCUGUAACACCUGAGCAACCUAACAAGGAGUGGAACUGCAAGAAGACGAUGGAUAUGGUACUUUAUGAGAUUAAACAGGGCAAAUUCCAUAAUCCCAUGUCCAUUGCCCAAAUCCUCCCUUCACUGAAAGGCAAGACGUACCUAGAUGUGCCCCAGGUGACUUGCAGCCCUGGUGAUGAUGUGCAACCAACUCUACCCAAUGAUCUUAGCCCUGUCCCCACGUCAGCAUCCAACAUCACUGUCAUAUAUACCAUAAAUAACCAGCUGAGGGGUGUAGAACUGCUUUUCAAUGUGACCAUGGAUGUCAGCGUGAAAAGUGGAUCGGUGCUGCUUGUUGUCCUAGAAGAAGCACAGCGCAGAAACCCCAUGUUCAAAUUUGAAACCACAAUGACAUCUUGGGGCCUUGUCAUCUCUUCUAUCAACAACAUUGCUGAAAAUGUCAAUCACAAGACAUACUGGCAGUUCCUUAGUGGCACAACACCUUUGAAUGAAGGGGUUGCCGACUAUGUACCCUUCAACCAUGAGCAUAUCACAGCCAACUUCACCCAGUACUAA